UUAUUAGCCAACUACUCCCCCAUUGGGCCAUUACCCUUUGCUCCCUUGCUUCUGCUGCUGCUUAUGCUGCUGCUGGUUAAUUAGUACUCGAAAACACGCCCAGAAGAAAAUCUGAGGUUUUCACUGUUGAUCAAAACGAUAAGAGCCAAACGGGAAUGGAGGAUAGUGAGUGGGUUCUGGUUCGGCCACCGGCGGAGAAGGACCUGUGGCAGCCGAGUUCGGUGAAGGAGGAUGAUUCCAAGCCUUUGAAGCUUACGUUUACUGAGCCUGCUAAACACUGGACCGAUGCGAUCCCCAUCGGAAAUGGCCGCCUUGGAGCCAUGGUUUGGGGUGGGGUCGCCUCUGACACUCUCCAGCUCAAUGACGACACACUAUGGACUGGAAUUCCUGGAAAUUAUACGAACCCCAAAGCUCCCGAGGCACUAGCAGAGGUAAGGAAACUUGUCGACAAUGGUGAAUAUGUCGAAGCUACAAAAGAAGCAGUCAAGCUGUCAGGAGAUCCUUCUGAUGUUUAUCAACUACUGGGAGACAUUAAGCUAGAAUUUGAUCCUUCUCAUAUUGAUUACGCCAAGGAAACAUACAGCAGAGAGCUGGACUUAGACACUGCAACAGUAAGAAUAAAAUAUUCUGUUGGUGAUGUAGAAUUUACUAGGGAACAUUUUGCGUCAAAUCCUGAUCAAGUGGUUGUAACAAAGAUUUCAGCGAGUAAAUCGAGUUCUCUUUCAUUUACAGUAUUUUUAGACAGCAAGAUGCAUCACCAUUCCCAAGUAAAAGGGACAACUCAAAUUUUAAUGGAAGGGAGCUGUCCUGGUAGCAGGAUUCGACCAAAGGUGAAUGUGAAUGAAGAUCCAAAGGGAAUUCAGUUUUCUGCAGUUCUUAAUUUGCACAUUAGUGGCAGCAGUGGGGUCAUCCGUGUUUUGGAUGACAAGAAGUUAGUGAUUGAAAAUUCAGAUUCUGCUGUCUUGCUUCUGUUGGCUGCAUCUUCAUUUGAUGGACCAUUUACAAAGCCUGUUGAUUCUAAGAAAGAUCCAACUUCUAACACCCUGAAAGCUUUAAAUGCUAUAAAGGAGUUGUCAUAUCCUGAUCUUUUGGCUCAUCAUUUGAGUGACUAUCAGAAUUUGUUCCAUCGCGUCUCAUUGGAGCUUUCAGGAAGUUCCAAGAGCAUCUCAAGAAGCAAUGAAGUUUCUGUCUCAACUGCAGAGAGGGUUAAAUCUUUCAAAACUGAUGAAGAUCCUUCCUUUGUGGAGCUUUUGUUCCAGUAUGGUCGUUAUCUGCUUAUAUCUUGUUCACGACCAGGAACUCAGGCGGCAAACCUGCAGGGUAUUUGGAACAAGGAUGUUGAGCCUGCAUGGGAUGGUGCUCCUCAUCUGAACAUCAACCUUCAAAUGAACUAUUGGCCUUCCCUUUCUUGCAAUCUCAAAGAAUGCCAGGAGCCGCUAUUUGAUUACAUAUCAUCAUUAUCAGAAACUGGGAGUAAAACUGCCAAAGUGAACUAUGAAGCCAGUGGCUGGGUUGCUCAUCAAGUGUCUGACAUAUGGGCAAAAACAUCACCAGAUCGGGGUGAAGCUGUGUGGGCUUUAUGGCCGAUGGGAGGAGCUUGGCUCUGCACCCAUCUAUGGGAGCAUUUUAGUUACACAAUGGACAAAGAUUUCCUAAAAAAUAAGGCAUAUCCUUUGUUGGAAGGAUGUACUUCAUUUCUGUUGGAUUGGUUGAUUGAAGGCCGUGGAGGAUAUCUAGAAACCAAUCCAUCAACUUCUCCAGAGCACAUGUUUCUUUCUCCAGAGGGAAAGCAGGCCAGCGUGAGCUACUCAGCAACCAUGGACAUUGCUAUUAUUAAAGAAGUUUUCUCUGCAUUUAUCUCUGCUGCUGAGAUUUUGGGAAGUAGUCAGGAUGCUCUUGUUACAAAAGUUCAAGCAGCUCAAUCCAAGCUUCCGCCAACAAAAAUUGCUAGAGACGGUUCCAUUAUGGAAUGGGCAAAAGAUUUUGAGGAUCCAGAUCCACAUCAUCGACAUGUAUCACAUCUUUUUGGUCUGUUUCCAGGGCACACAAUAACUGUUGAGAAAACUCCAGACCUCUGUAGAGCUGCAGACUACACUCUCUUUAAAAGAGGAGAGGAUGGUCCUGGAUGGUCAACAACAUGGAAAGCUUCAUUGUGGGCUCGUCUUCACAACAGCGAGCACGCCUAUCGUAUGAUCAAACAUCUAGUUAAUUUGGUAGAUCCAGAUCACGAAGCUGAUUAUGAGGGAGGACUUUAUAGCAACUUGUUUACCGCACACCCUCCCUUCCAAAUUGAUGCCAACUUCGGAUUUUCAACAGCAAUUGCAGAAAUGCUUGUCCAAAGUACUACUAGGGACCUUUAUUUACUUCCUGCUCUGCCACGUGAUAAGUGGGCAAAUGGUUGUGUAAAAGGACUCAAGGCACGUGGUGGGUUGACUGUUAACAUCUGCUGGAAAGAAGGCGAUCUUCAUGAAGUUGGUCUUUGGUCAAAGGACCAGAAUUCUAUCCAAAGAUUGCACUAUAGAGGGACUACAGUCAUCACAAAGAUAUCAGCUGGCAGGGUCUACACUUUCAAUAGGCAACUAAAAUGUGUCAAAACUUACUCUCUUUGAGGAGCGGCUUUUCCUUGAGGCUUUAAGAUCAGAAUCUUCUUUAAAGAGCAUUGUUUUUUCGGUCUCUCAAUAUUUUUUGAUCAGUUUACAUUUAAUUCUUUGUUAUCCUGUGAGAGAGUCAUUUUGAUAAAUUAUUAGACCAAUGGCACGUCCGACAAUAAUGAAUUGAAUUAUCUUUUGUAUUACAUAAACCGUUGUUCGAGAAGGAAUUACCAUAUAUAUAUAUAAAUUAUUUUU
Humulus lupulus (European hop) is the source of this 2846-nucleotide messenger RNA. Its product is annotated as alpha-L-fucosidase 2. The coding region runs from base 156 to 2609 and encodes 817 amino acids. The transcript has 10 exons. Gene Ontology annotation, molecular function: alpha-L-fucosidase activity. The record is from RefSeq and is a predicted model, not a curated record. NCBI's taxonomy places the organism in Eukaryota, Viridiplantae, Streptophyta, Magnoliopsida, Rosales, Cannabaceae. Gene Ontology annotation, biological process: carbohydrate metabolic process.